Messenger RNA from Triticum turgidum subsp. durum (durum wheat), 483 nucleotides. The record is from the annotation of a GenBank genome assembly. NCBI's taxonomy places the organism in Eukaryota, Viridiplantae, Streptophyta, Magnoliopsida, Poales, Poaceae.
AUGGAGACCAUGAAGCGUUCCAGGGGCCCUGAGCCCGACUGCCCAUCGGCCGCAGCCACUCCAGGAGAGCUUCAAGGAGGGGGCGACAACCUCACCGCAGGUGCCGCAGUAGAUGGUGCAGCGCAGAGGAUUGAGGUAGCAGCGUCCGGGGAGGGUGGCAGCACCGCCGACCUGGGCAGCAGGCUGGCCAUGGGGGUGCGUGGGGACGAAGCCGCAGCAGGGGACGGCGAGCCCGGCUGGGAUGGCUCGGGCAGUCGGGCGUCACAACCAACACGGGAGGCGCAGAGAUGCGCAGGGUCAUCAGGCCGAGACCCAGCCCCACCGCAUCGUUCCAGGCUUCGUUCCGAGCAGGGGAGUCCUGGACAGCGGGAGCCGGUGUUGGCGACGAAGAUGGCGGGCUCGGGAAGUGGAUGCCAGGAUAUGCAGGUGUCGAUCCACGCACAUGUUGCCGGUUCCCAGCAUGCAAAGCGGAUGCACAGAUGA